CCAGGGUUUUCGCGGUUGUAGCAUCGCAGUUGGUGACAGGAAUCCUCUUCCCCGGGUGUUGGGAUAUAAACACAGACUCGGCGGCCGGCCUGCUGCUGUCUGAAAUUAUCAACGGUCGCCAGUUGUAGCUGACGGGAUGCAGCCGGGGAAUGUGAAGGAUUCGGGCCGGCUGCUGAACGAGUUGUUGCUGCAGAGGAAGUGGCUGGGCCUCGGGCUCCUGGUGCUGGCCUGUCUCUUCCUCCAGCUGCUGCUCAACAUCUGGUUGCUAUGUGUUUCCGUCCUACUGGUGUUGCUAGGCGGCUGGCUGGGCUCACAACUAAUGCUCAGCCCCACCAAUCUGGUCCACUUGGAAAGGUUUAUCAGGUUGGAGCCCACCCUACCCCAAGCAGACACUGAAUUGCUUCUGGCCAAGGAGAUCGAAGGCACCAUCACCAAGAUAGUCAGGGAUUUUGUCACUUCUUGGUACAGGACCGUCAGCAAGGAGCCAGAGUUUGAGAAUGAGGUGCAGAGAGCCAUGCAUGCCAUGGCUUUGGAGCUGAAGAGAAGGAUGGAGCAUGUUGACAGGAAAGGGCUGGCUCAAAGGAUCCUUGUUUUGUGCAGCUGUCACCUGGAGAUUUAUAUGAAGGCCAAGAAGACAUCACGUGAGAAGAUUGGCCGCCACCGAGCAGAAGAUAAUCAGUCACUGUGGAAAAUAUAUUGCAAAGUCAAUGACGCUCAUAUUGCGCUUCAGAGUCCUGCUACAGAAGUGAAUUAUGCAAGGGGCAUUGUUGAUCUACUUCUGCACGUGUUGGUGCCCUAUCCCAAUCUAGAAACCAGGACAGGGAGGUUUGUGGUGAGAGAGCUAAUCAUGUGCAAUGUGCUUCUACCCCUUAUAAACAAAAUGGCAGACCCAGAUUGGAUAAAUGGUAUUAUCAUAGACAUUUUUACCAAAUCCAGCAGUAAGACAGUGGAGGUAAUGGAGAAGUCUUUGCAGCUAAUCAUGCCCACUUCCUUGCCCUUGAAACCCCAAAAAGAGGUAAUUGCUGAAUCAAUGCCAACUCCGAAAACUGAAGAUCUUCAUUGCUAUGAUGCUGAUAGCUUGGAAAUCAAUACGGAGGAGACAAACCUAUCAAUAAAUGGAAAUGCAAGUAAAACAAAUGAAAAGUUUGACAAAUCAGUACAAAAUACAACCAGUGGCUAUGAUCACCAAAGGCCAGACAAAUUAAACCUCUUCUAUUCAUGUGAGGAAUUUGAACCCGAAACACCACAAUCUGAUGUGAGAAAGGAUUCUACAGAAUCAUUAACACUGUUGGCAUCUGAAGAACUGGCUGUGGACAGGCUAACUCCAAUGGAACUAGCUAAUACUUUUGAUGCGCUAGAAGAUGCAAGUGGUGAUGAGCUAAAUGUAGGUGAAUCCACAGUUUUGCCAUCAUUUGACCAAAAUGCAGCUUCUGUAGGGUUGGAGCAUGUUGAUGACGUUGGAAAAGAAGAGACAUUUGGUAAAUUAGCGACAUCCACAACUAUUCUAGCUCAUGAAACAAUCCGAAUUCUUUCCAGCCCGCACCCUUUUCAGGAAAAGGAGGCUGUUCCGUCAGAUGGUUCAUCCUGUAACUCCUUAGAUGUUGUGUCCACAGAACCUGUGCAUGCAUCCUCACCUACUUCAGUGAAUAUAUCUACUUACAGUUUUGAACCUAUUUGCAGUCCAGACACACCAGUGGUGAUUCACAAUUUGAGGAUCAGUGGAACCGUCACAGCAAAAGAACACAGAGGAGGAGGAUUUCACCCUUACACACUGUACACUAUCAAGUAUGAAACUGCAUUGGACACAGAGAAUCCUGGAACACUCCAGCAGGUGGCAUAUCACACUGUUAAUCGACGCUACAGUGAAUUCUUGAAUCUGCAAACUAGACUGGAAGAAAAGGCAGAACUACGCAAGCUCCUCAAAAAUGUGAAAGGACCAAAGAAGCUCUUUCCCGACCUGCCAUUUGGAAACAUGGACAGUGAUAAAGUAGAGGCUCGAAAAAGUCUUCUGGAGACCUUUCUGAAACAACUGUGUGCCAUUCCUGAAAGUGCAUAUUCUGAGGAAAUGCAGGAGUUUCUGGCUCUAAAUACUGAUGCUAGAAUUGCUUUUGUGAAGAAAUCCUUUGUGUCCAGGAUUGACAAGAUUGUUGUCAGUGCGAUUGUGGAUACUUUGAAGACAGCAUUCCCUCGAAUAGAACCCCAGAGCCCUACUGAAGAUGUGGGAGAAUGUGAGGUAGAUGGAAAAUCUCAAGGGGAUGGAAAGAAAGCGACAAAAUCUCGUCUGAGGUUUACUUCCAGUAAAAUUGCUCCAGCACUGAAUGUUGGUGACAUUCAAGCAAAAGUCACAUACUGCUACAAUGAGAACAACUUACCAGAUGGCCUUAGCAUAGCUAACAUGGAGGAUUUCAUCUUGGAAAAAGAGAAACUGCUGAAAAGAGCACAAAUUAAUUUGAAAGCAAAAGAAUCCAAAGGAGUUGUGGCAGUUGAAAAUGAUCAUGCAAUCAAGAAACUGCAGGGCAAUGCAUCACCCUCUUCUCAUCAGGAUUUGAAUUCAGAAGGUUCUGAAACAGCUUUGGCAGAUGUAGCACUGGAUCUCCUUUGUUUACUGAUGAAAGAUCACUGGAGCUGGCUCUGCACUGAGAACAUGCAAAAAGUAAUCAGGCUGUUGUGUGGGACCUUGAUAGAAAGGUGGCUCGAGGUCCAAAUUAUUAAUCUGACAUGUACUCAACAUUGGGUUGUGUACCUCAAGCUUUUGCAGGAAGCUAUCUGGCCUGGAGGAACUUUACCUAAAUUUCCGAAGUCAGUCAGAACACAAGAACAGAAAGUACAGACCAAGGAAUUGGCCUUCCAAUGUCUAAUGAAAAUGCUGCCAGCUCUGGUUCCUGAAAUUCUUGGUGCAGAGGGUUACAAGAAAAGUUGGCAGCUAGUGCUGGAGUCUCUGCAAGAUCCUAUGAUAAACAGAUUUCUGACUGUGGAGCUUUUAAGAUGGCCACCAGAAUAUGGGCAAGAUACAUCUGGUUUACUGCAUCUGGGAUCUGUUGCUGGAGUUCCUGGUCCCAGAAGCUUCCAGUGAGGAAUUUCAAAAGUCUUUGCUUUCCUGUGCUUCUGGCAGUUCUGAGAAAGUACUGGGCUAAGUUCAAGAAAUAAUCACCAUGAAGUGACUGAAUACAAAGGAAAUGUGUCACAAAAGCAUCUCGUGGGCAUAACUACCAGAGGUCAGAUAAAGCAAAGUGCAACAACAUCUUUUUGCACGACAAUGUGCAAGAAAACAUCCCAUCUGAAUUUUGUGCGUUAUCUUCAGAUAUAUAAUAAAAUUACUGCUCAUAAUAAGAGACUAUUUAUUGGAAGUCUGUAAUGCAUGAUCAGACAUCACCUUGCACUGCUUUGAGCUUUGUUAAUCAGAUAUGAUCUGAAUCUGUGCACAGGUCAUCUCAAGUGGAAAUUAGGUGCUUUUGAACAGAUGUACAAAGCAAUUCAAAAUGAUUAGAAUGUUGAAUAUUGCAGUAAAAUGAGAUACAGCAUUUCUGCAAGGGUGAGUUUUAAAAGGCUUUGGAUUCAUUCAAUGUUUUAAAAAGUUUUUGAGAAAGCAUUCCACAACAAGCUUCUAAAUCUUCCACCUCACAAUUCAACCACAUUUAUACCUUUGCUGCUUUUGUUCUGGUUGAGCCAAGAAGGCCCGUCUCCACAACUGCACUAAUGAACAAUAUUUCUUCAUCCACUCCUAAAAUAAAGAUGCAAGCACUGAAUAGCACAAUGUGAAUUUAUUGCUUAGCGCUUCGGAGUAUCAAGACCUGGAAAUUUGUCCAAAUUAUUCCAGCUGUGACUGCAUGAGAAAUCCUCAGAUAUGCCAUGGAAAUUUUGCUUAUGCCGUUAAACAUAGAGUAUUUUCAGCAGAGUAACUGCAUGGAACAGGAAUAGGUCUGAUUUUUCUGGCCAAGUAACUGAAGAACUAAAGCUACACUCCAUCCUCAUUAUAACCUGGUGCCUGAGAACUGUGCAUUUUGGUAAUGAAUUUGCUAUAAUAUGGCCUUAAAUGUAAGAGAAGGUAUCAAAAUUAAGUUCCAAUUUAUUUUCUCUGAGAGAUAGUUGGAAUGAAAGCUUUACUUACCGAAAUCCUAAUUAAAUACUACAUAUUUUCUUCUCUAAUUUGUUGAACCACAUAAACAUUUUGCACAUUUCAUGCUUAAAUUUAGAAGCUGAAGUUUAGGUGUGUGUUUAUAUUACUUAGGAUAGAGCUUCUAAAGUAUUGAGUACUUUGUUGUUGGUCACAAUAGUAGUUUGGCUGCAGGCUUAUCAGCCUUUUUAAGUAAUUUAUAAAGAUGUGUUGCAAUUUUUCUCAUAGUAUGAAAAUUGAGAUUCUCAAUAAUAGCUGUUUGAAAUUUGUUUCACGUGUGUGUAUAUGUAGAACAGGCUGGAAAAACUGGUUGAUCUUGUCUCCACUUUUCAUUUCUUCGUGUAUCCAUCUGCUGUAGUAGCAAAAAUGAAUGUUUGUAGCUUAUUUUAUUAAUUAUUUAUUUAAAAAUGUGAAUAAACUUGAAGUUGGAAGAAAGGCACCUUAAUUAAAUAAGAAUGCUAUACAGAUUCCACAUUAGAUUUUAAAAGUUGCCUUUGUAGCCUAACAAACACUUAUGCAAAAUAGUGAAUAUCAUCCAAUCAUAAAUAAAAUAUUAAUCCACAAUCUCUUCUUUAUUAAUUAUUCCCUUUAUCAGCUAUAUUCUUGAAACUAACUCUCUUCAACAAGUUCUGCAUAAAGUCUGAAGGAACUUGUGUCAAUAACAGCCAGUUUCAAAUCUGCAGAAAUGUGAUCUCUAAGUUCUGGAAAAUUCAAAGAAUUUCUCGGCUCUUCCACAUUAAAAGAAAAAGCCUUUUCUUCUUCCAUACACAUUAUAACCCAGGGACACAAAACUGAGACUCUCUCACACUCAAAAAUCCAUGCUAUUAAGAACAGCAAAUAACAACUGACUCCGUUUUCUAAUAUUCUCUCAUCCGAUGCUUUUCCUGUCCUAAAUUCCGUCGUCUUCGGUCCAUUCUUCUCCUGCCCACGCAUUAGCCUCCGGAGUUGGAACAUUGUUCUUAAAAUGCUGCUUUCUGGUCUAAACUGAUCCCUCAAGGAGCAAUUUUUCUAGUCCUAAAAGCCCAGAGGUUGGAAGUGGUUGUUUCACUUUGUGGAUGUAGUGCACAAAGCUAAUUUCAAUGACAGCAAGUUUUAUUUCUGUGAUCAACAUGGCAUUUUAUGCUUAGUAUGGGGGGUAAAAAGUCCACAUACAAUCGAUGAGCAUCAUUUUGACCAAGUAAUAUGUUUAAUUGCUGGCUGUUUCAUUCUUCCAGCAGUUUAUUCUGAGCAAUGAAUAUUAAAUUCCAAGGCAGAGCUGAGGCUUGAAACAUUAAAGCCCACUGUGAAAGAUUUCAAAAUGUUGCGUGUUUUUUGCUCAGAGAAUAAGUUGAACAGAAUUGUCUUCAUGUUUAAGGAGGAGGAAAUUCUUUUCAAUAUCAUGUUUGAUAUAACACAAUGAUCUAUAUCUAUAUUGCUGUCUUGCAUUGCAGUUGGUGAGAAGCAAAAAUCCUUUACACUGCAUCUGAUUGACACUUUUCCAGUUGAGCAUAAGAGAAUGCCACACUGGCAGAUAUACACUGUUCUUGUAAACAUUGAUGUUUCAUCAAAUUGACACAUCAGUUCGACGCAUCUGUUAUCUGCCAGAAUAAUAUUGGGUAACCAUGGAUCUGUUGUGUGUUUGUAUAAAUAGUGUAUGUUUGACUGUAACUAUUAUUUGUUGUCCCAAACGUUUUAAGUGUUCACUGAGAGAUCCCAGUUGUAAAACUCAAUAUUGCUGCUUCUAAGAAUUGUGAAUUUGCCAAACAUAAAACAUAGUCGUUGUCUUAAUGUUAAAUUAACAGGGUCAAUUUUCACUGUUCCUGCUUGGAGAGGAACAGACAACAGCAGAUGGUUGCAUAAUUGACAACCUGCCCAUUGAAGUCAAUAGGAAGGAAAGUGAUGCAGAAUGUAAAACAGGUGGUGAGCUUAUUGCCACCCACUUCCCACUCAGUAAGAGCAGUUAAAAUUGAUCCCAAUAAUUCGGCUCAAAAUCUCUUUAGAGUACUUCCAUGAUUUAUAAUGCCUAACUGUCUAUAGAGGUAUGUAUGGAGAAUUAUACAGUAGAAUUUUGUAAAAAGAUAAUUCAUUAUGUAUAUUGUGCAUUAAAAUUCUAUAGAAU
This is a messenger RNA of Chiloscyllium plagiosum (whitespotted bambooshark), 6212 nucleotides long. The record is from RefSeq and is a predicted model, not a curated record. Lineage: Eukaryota; Metazoa; Chordata; Chondrichthyes; Orectolobiformes; Hemiscylliidae.